Molecule: messenger RNA, 5791 nt
Organism: Mercenaria mercenaria
Lineage: Eukaryota; Metazoa; Mollusca; Bivalvia; Venerida; Veneridae
Exons: 3
Coding region: 1146-2948 (600 amino acids)
Biological process (GO): DNA recombination; DNA integration
Molecular function (GO): DNA binding
Source: RefSeq, a predicted model, not a curated record
AAAACCAUACUUUAUAGAUUGAAAUGAUAUAAAGUUGUUUAUAUUUGCCUUUUAGCUACUAAUUUUUACAUGUGUCCAUAAUAGCAGUGCAUAGGGGUCUUAUCACGUUAUUGUUGUUACUUAUCCUUUUCGGACCUUUUCCCCCUUUCAUUAUCUUUAGCCUCGUUUUGAGCGGAAAACAUCGGAAAAAAUACAGAGAAAUAUUUUGUAUCAAACUACAAACUCGAACUACAAAUCUGGUAAUCUACAUUGGGGAAACAGGAAGAAUACAGUUGUUUAGUCCUGGUUCUUUAGAAAUACAAAGAAAUAUUUUGGAAAGAUAAGAAAAAGGAUGCCUAAAAUAAGGCCCUCAGAGGCAAAAGGUGGAAAACGCCGGAAACCAAAAGACGCAGAUAGCCGUAUGGCUAGACUUAUAGCAACUGCCCUUGCAAAAGACAAAAACACAAUGCAGGAACUAAAAGAUCUUAUAAACAAGCAGGAGACUGAUGACGAGGAUGUGCAAACACAAAGAGAAGAUGGUACAUAUGUAGAUCAAGACGACAAUACAAAUGUAAAUCUGUCAGGUGAGGAUACUGCCUCUAGCUCGGGUGAGUCAUCGGAGGGGUCUGACUCGGAGUUGGAGGAUGACUUCACAGGUCCUUGCGCUCCGGGUGGCCACUCCGGGGAGUCCGUAGACCUAGGAACUUUCUCGGCAGUACACUCCCCUGUGGAUAAAAAAUUAAAGGAAAAAAUUUUUAACAUGCAAUAUAUUGAUCUAUCCCACUUAUAUUACAAAAAUUCCAUUUCUGAAACAACUACCAUUAAGAAAACAAAAUCAGAAAUGGUUACAUCUGUGCAGAAAUCCGCACCUAAACAAAUCUCAAAUAUUCUAACGUGGUGUAGGGCCUUUCAGAUUUACGCAGAUGUAUACUGCACUAAGUACCAAGAUGAAAGCUCCCAACUGUUCCAGUAUAUGACCUUGAUUCAAAAUCUGGCCAACCACACUAGACAUUGGCAGCUAUAUGAUGAAAAAUUUCGUCAGCUGCGUGCUGUGUCUCCAGUCCCAUGGGGUAAAAUACAUACAGAAACAUACUUGUAUUGCUGUAUAGCCCAGACCUCUUCCUUUCGUUCCUACAACAACAACAACAACCAAAACAACAACUUGUAUGGCUCCGCCUUCAAGCUUCCACCACAUAUCAUGUUCCGCAAAGGUUACUGCUGGGACUACCAGCGUCUCAGUUCCUGCCCUAAACAAAAGUGUAAUGUCCUCCAUCAAUGUGCCAACUGUGAAGGACCAACCCAUGGUGCCUCCAAAUGUAACAGACCAGCUAGCCAGCGUAAGCCAACAGAAUCUUCGAAACAUCCCUCCAAAAACUGACUUUCUGCUACCUACCCCAAUAUCUGCUAAGCGUUUGGCUUGGUAUCUUUCAGGUUACGACAGAGGUAAAACCUCUAAACUGGUAACAGGUUUCACUGCUGGUUUCCCAUUGGGCACUGUAGGUUCCAUCCCACCAAGAACUGCAUCAAAUCACCGUUCUACUUUAGAACACAUUUCCUUUGUUCAAGAUAAGCUAAGCAAAGAAAUUACUGAUAAACGUAUCAAAGGGCCAUACCUGUCCCCUCCCUUACCAAAUUUUGUCUGUAGUCCUCUUGGUGUUGUACCAAAAAAGACACCGAACAGUUACCGUCUCAUUCAUGACCUAUCCUUCUCAAGAAGCUUACCUUCCGUAAACUCUAUGAUACCGAAGGAAAAUUCUACAGUAACAUUAGAAACCUUUGAUCACGUUUCUGCAUUGGUCCUGCAAUCUGGGAGAAAUUCCCUGGUCUCUAAGGUUGAUAUUGAAGAAGCUUUUCGUAUUGUCCCUAUCACACCUUUAGAUUACAAUAAGCUUGGAUUUACCUUCCAAGGCCGUUACUACUUUGACACAGUUUUACCUAUGGGAGCUUCCUCUUCGGUAGCUAUAUUUGAAUCCUUAGCACAAAGUAUUCAAUGGAUCUUACAGAACAAAUGCAAUGUUUCCAAAGUCUCGCAUAUCAUAGAUGACUUCAUUUUUGUAGGGGCUCCGGACUCGUCAGAAUGCAAAAUAGCCCUUGAUGCCUUUAUAAGCUUAGCAAGUGAUAUUGGUAUUCCUAUCAAACACGAUAAGACUGUGAUGCCGACUACUCAAAUAGUAGUACAUGGUAUACACAUUGAUACCUCCACUCUUAUGGCAAGUCUCCCUGACGAAAAAGUUACUACACUGCAACAGAUCCUUUUCAGUUGUAAAAAGAAACGAAAAGUUACCUUAAAGCAGUUGCAGUCUGUUAUAGGCCAUCUUAAUUUUGCGUGCAAGGUAAUCAAGCCUGGUCGAUGUUUCCUUCGUAGACUACAUGACCUCACUGUUGGCAAAACCAAGGGUUACCACUACAUUAAGCUAACUAAAGACAGUCGUGCAGACCUAGAUCUCUGGUAUACAUUCCUGCAAAAAUACAAUGGCUGCACACUUUUAACAAAUGACAGAUUUGUCUCUUCGGUCACUUUGAAACUUCACUCAGAUGCCGCAAGUACAAAAGGUUUUGCUUGCACUCAUUUAACAUCAUGGACCUUUGGAGCCUUCCCCAAUGAAGUUAAAGGGCACCACAUAAACAUUUUAGAACUGUACCCAAUAGCUCUAGCUGUUUUCCUUUUUGGUCACCAAUGGGAGAAUAAGAAUGUAUGUUUUGUGUGUGAUAACCUGGCAGUGGUAUAUUGCCUCAAUAAACAGACUUCUAAGGAUUCUACUAUGAUGAAACUGAUCCGCAUCAUAGUUCUAAAGGCUUUAGAAUGCAACUUCUGUUUUCAGUCAUCCCACAUACCUACUUCCAAGAACACUAUUUGUGACAAACUUUCCCGCUUUCAGGUAGACGAAGCUUUAAGCCUUGCACCUUUCCUGGACAAGGACCCAACAGCAAUACCUCUAGAAAUGUCACCAUUGAUGUUACUAAAGUGAGGGAACAGUUAAUAGCCUCUUCCUUAGCCGCCACUACUAGAAAAACUUAUGAACGGUUUUGGGAACGCUUCUCGAAUUUUGUGAAAAACAAUCACAGUUCUUCAAGCUGCUUUCCAGCAACGUCAGACGUUGUAUCUUUGUCUAUAGCUCACUUACACUCCUUACAGUUUGCCCCUUCGACUAUUAGCAGUCAUCUUUCUGCGAUAACCUACUUUCACCUAGUUUCUGGUUUUGAUGACCCUUGUAACACAUUCAUUAUACGCCGCAUGAUACUUGGCUGUCGUAAAUCACGUUACCAGAAAGAUUCACGUCUUCCCCUUCUCAAGAAACAGGUAGACCUGUUAUUAAACGCAACAAAGCAUAUUUUUAGGACAAACAGAUUUCUACGGGUCCUAUACCGGGCCAUAAUUCUUGUCACUUUCCAUGGAUUUUUCAGGAUGGGAGAACUCCUCCCUUCUAAACUGAGCAACUGUGGGAAUGUCGUACAGUUUGGCCAUGUUGCAAUGGUAUCGCCAUCAAUUAAAUUACAACUUCACUGCCAUAAAAUGAGAAAGUCUGACAAACCUGUUAACAUAAUUAUCCCUCCACAAAAACGUUCUUGCCCAGUAGCUUCCUUGAAAUCAUACCUGUCCCUGAGAGGUUACUCAGAUGGUCCUCUCUUUAUCUCCUCAACAAAUGAACCAAUUACGCUGGCACGUUUUCGCAGUGUUUUCAACGAAUUGCUAACAUUCUCCAAGUUAUCAACUAAACUGUACAAACUCCAUAGCUUCAGAAUAGGGGGUUGUACCCAGGCAAUCGUAUCUGGUAUCCCUGAGGCCGAAGUUAUGAAAAUGGGCCGUUGGAAAUCUCAUGCUUUCAGACGUUAUAUCAGAAUACCAAAUUUAAAAAUGGCAUCUAAGUGUCCUUCUAGGAAGUCAGAAUGAUAUGCAUAAUAAAAGACAUUGGAAUAUGUUUUCUAGUUCUGCAAAUUUUUAAAACAGAAUAAGCAAGCCCUGACGUUUUAGAUAUCCGUUGCUCACAGGAACUUUACCAUAUAUACAUAGGAACUGUAAACUGUUUUGAUAUGUGGCUAAUACUUAACAUAAAGUAAAACAGUGUAGACAUUGGGGUGUGUCUACAAUCUAUCUUACAAAGUGUAAAUAUUAGUUUUGGAAAUUUAACACUGUUGCCUGUUUAGUUUUGUAAAUACUGUUAAACAUAAACAUUGUAGACAUUGGGGUGUGUCUACGUUUUAUCUUGCUUAGUGUAAACAUUGAACUGUGUAAGCUAUAAACGUUGUUUACAACUCAUUUUAUGUAUGUAAUAUUGAACAUAAACCUUGUAGACAUUGGGGUGUGUCUACGUUUUAUCUUGCUUAGUGUAAACACUGAACUGUGUAAGCUGUAAACGUUGUUUACAACUCAUUUUAUGUAUGUAAUAUUGAACAUAAACAGUGUAGACAUUGGGGUGUGUCUACAUUCUGACAAGCAUAAUAUAAACCGUGAGAUGUUUUUACAUUAUAACCAUCCAACUCAGUGUAAACAUUGGGGUGUGUCUACACUUUUACACUUACAUGUACAUUUAUGUGUGUACUAUUCUGUCUACCAUUUACUCUCUGUUCAGUAGACAUUGGGUGUGUGUCUACAUUUUUGUUAUUUUUAUUCAUUUUUGUUAGUACUUUUAUGAUUUCUAUUUUACUACACAUCAGUUGUCGUAAGAUCUUUUAAAAAAGAUAAUGUGUCAACCAUUACAUUUAUUAGUGCAAUAUACAGCAGAUAUGCUCAGCUAAUUAUCAUGCUUUUUUCUGGUCAUUUAACUAUUUUACAUACACUUACUGUCGAAAUACUUCGGUCCUUGUAUGUUCUUAGAUGUGUUUAUGUUCCUAAUCAACCUUUUUUCCUUUACCUUGUAAUCUUAAGCUGACACUGUUAUAAUAUUAUUAGCAUACUUUUAAACAGGCGUAUAAUAUCAUUGUUUACAUCACCACUUUUUGGUCGGCAUGGGCAUGUGGUUGUCGAUUUACAAAUUUUACGUAUAAGGUAGUUCUGCUUUGUAAAUAUAACAGUUUGUACAUACCCACAAAGUUUUUACUAGACUAUGUUCAUAUACCUUAUUUUGUUACGCCUUAUAAGUUUGCGCUCCACUGCCUCUUUGGUUGGACUGGUUUAGGACUUUGCUUUGUCCUACUUUAUGUCACAAUUUUAUAGCCAUAUAACUAAUUCUGUACUACGUUUUGAUAACUAAAUAAUAUUACUUUCUAAUAAAACGUCUGACAUUGGUUAGAUGUCAGACAUUUUCAAUCCACGUUUAUCUUGUGUCUUUAUUGUGACAUAAAUGAACUGCAUCGGCAGGGGAGCGUAAAUAUAAAACCAUACUUUAUAGAUUGAAAUGAUAUAAAGUUGUUUAUAUUUGCCUUUUAGCUACUAAUUUUUACAUGUGUCCAUAAUAGCAGUGCAUAGGGGUCUUAUCACGUUAUUGUUGUUACUUAUCCUUUUCGGACCUUUUCCCCCUUUCAUUAUCUUUAGCCUCGUUUUGAGCGGAAAACAUCGGAAAAAAUACAGAGAAGUUUUUCUUAUUUUAUUUUGUUUUUCCACAUACCACCCCACCACCCACCUUGCUCUGCUAUUACGUUUUGUUUUGAAAAUGUCGCUAAACAAGUUUUCUAGUCACAAUGUCUUAUUAUAGUUAUGCUUUCUUUUGUUGAUCUGUUAUAUCUAGUCAAUGCAUUGGACUUUGCUUUGUCCUACUUUAUGUCACAAUUUUAUAGCCAUAUAACUAAUUCUGUACUACGUUUUGAUAACUAAAUAAUAUUACUUUCUAAUAAAACGUCUGACAUUGGUUAGAUGUCAGACAUUUUCAAUCCA